UAACAACCCUCGGCUUUAAUCUAAAGGGGAGAGAGACGAAGUAGGCAGUCCAUAAAUACGACAUCAUCACAAGACGAUAUCAUAAUCAAAAUCUCUAGCAUAUAAUAACAGUCAUAAUGGCCGAAGUAUCACCCACCACUAACCGAUUUGCCCAAUUCAAAUUGGUCCUUCUCGGAGAAAGUGCCGUUGGGAAGUCAUCCAUUGUUCAUAGAUUUGUUAAGAAUACCUUUGAUGAUUUAAGAGAAUCAACUAUUGGAGCCGCUUUUUUAACUCAAACUAUUACAUUUCCUGAAACUAAUACUACUAUCAAAUUUGAAAUUUGGGAUACUGCUGGUCAAGAACGUUAUAAAUCAUUAGCACCUAUGUAUUAUCGAAAUGCUAAUGCUGCUCUUUGCGUAUAUGAUAUAACUAGUCGUUCAUCAUUUAAUAAAGCACAAGAUUGGAUAAAAGAAUUAAAGAGACAAGCACCUGAGGGGAUCGUUAUCGCAUUAGUAGGAAAUAAAUCUGAUUUAGCUGAAGACAGACAAGUUGAGGCUGAUGAAGUUGAAGAAUAUAUUCAACAGCAAACAUCCGAGGAGGAUGGUAAUAGUCGCAUAAUCACUUCUGAAUGUUCAGCCAAAAGUGGUGAAGGGGUGUUAGAGAUAUUCAAUAGCAUUGGAAGAGCCUUACCAGUUGAAGAAGUUAUAAAUGCAAGCUCUAGAGGUAGAUCCGCUGGAGGAGCUAGACAACAAGGAGGAAUUGAUUUGGCUAGAGCUAGGAGACAACAAGCUGCGGCAGCCAAUAGCAGCUGUUGUUAGGGGUUUUCGGGUCAAUCAGGUCAUCUAUAUAACAUAAUAUAAUAGUUUGAAGUCGGAGUACUUCAAAUAAAGUAGCUAUCAUAUGCUAAAUUUCAUACUUACUUAAGUUACAUUUCUCUAUCAUGUUCGGUUUUCCGGUUUGUUUAUUUGUUUGUGUAUUUCUAUAGAAGUGUUCUGUUAAUGAAGCGCCUAUCUAU
This is a messenger RNA of Scheffersomyces amazonensis, 994 nucleotides long. RefSeq names its product Rab family GTPase (gene YPT52). Gene Ontology annotation, biological process: intracellular protein transport. The transcript has a single exon. Gene Ontology annotation, molecular function: GTPase activity; GTP binding. The record is from RefSeq and is a predicted model, not a curated record. Gene Ontology annotation, cellular component: plasma membrane; endocytic vesicle; early endosome. Bases 117 to 797 code for a protein of 226 amino acids. Lineage: Eukaryota; Fungi; Ascomycota; Pichiomycetes; Serinales; Debaryomycetaceae.